UUGCUUUAUUAAUAUAUUUUCUGAUUCAGAGGAGACUGAACUUUUUUUUUUUAUAAUUUCGUAAUUAUCUAAUUCCCAUAAUGAUUUUUCAUUAUUUUUAUUUUUUCUCAAUACUUGAAUUGUAACAAUGCUACUUACAGAUGAUAAGCAAAAAAAAUCAAAUGUUACAGAAGAAUUUAUCAUGAAUUUCACAAAUGUUAAUGUUUCUGAUGAUGAAGAGACGAAUGAUGAAGAAGAUGUUAUCGGAGAUUUCCAUAGUGAUCGUAAGGUUAUAGGGGCCGAGAAGACAAACAAUCGAGAAUCGUCACGUGCUGAAAUGAUUAAAAAACUGCCAAAUCCAGUUAAUUUAACAAAAUUUAAUGUUAAACCCGGAACCAGUAAGUCGAGCGACGCGCUUCAUUACUGCUCGACCGCUCAGCAAUACUAUGUCAGAUGGCGCGAAAAACUCCCCUUCCAAGACCUCGAGUCUACCACACAACGUAAGCGAUGUGUGUCGGUGCCUCAAAAACCCGACAGGAGCCGAGAGAAGACGAUCGCACCAGGCGGGAAGAUAAGAAAAAUUACAGAAAGUCUGGAAAAUCCAAAAGUGCACGACUCAUAA
Molecule: messenger RNA, 601 nt
Organism: Cotesia congregata
Lineage: Eukaryota; Metazoa; Arthropoda; Insecta; Hymenoptera; Braconidae
Source: the annotation of a GenBank genome assembly